Molecule: messenger RNA, 480 nt
Organism: Fonsecaea erecta
Lineage: Eukaryota; Fungi; Ascomycota; Eurotiomycetes; Chaetothyriales; Herpotrichiellaceae
Exons: 2
Coding region: 1-480 (159 amino acids)
Source: RefSeq, a predicted model, not a curated record
AUGAGCCUCCAACUCCACAGCUGGCCAAAUCCCAAAGUCCUUAACCGAACCGUAAUAUGGCCCGACGCCGAAGGUCAGACCGAAAACCGGUAUACAGCGCGCCAGACGGGCAGGUCUGAAAAGCUGCCGGCCGGGACAGCCUCCAAGCUGCGCCACAAUCCAAACCAGCAUGAGACCGAGUGGAUCACUCUGUUAGAGAGGAAAUGGACAGCAGGCACGCGGAAGUACAUACCACCGCUGCUGUGGUUUGACAAGCUCCCCUGGAGAUCCCCAACUGGGUAUGACGACGUCGGCUUACGGAAACGCAGAGUCAUCCUCGCGCUUGUCCAUCGCAGGAACAACACCACAUGCUGGGGUAUGAGCAGAAAGCAGGGCGGACCCUCAAGAGACCCUGCUUCACGGCGGUACCGUUCAUGCAUCUUUAGUCGGGCUGCUCAAAUCGAAGUUCAGACCGGGAAUCGAGGGUCUCGAGGUUCAUGA